AAUAUUAUAUAUAAAAAGAACCGUUGAUAUUAUUAUUACCAUUGUUUACAAUUGCAACAUGAGAAACCCUUGGACGGCUUUUAAGGAUCCCACAUUACCUAAAAAUUAUUUUAGGGUGGAGAUCACAAUUUUAAGAUGUCUUGGAAUCGAAUUAAUUAAAGAAGAAACUCUGGCAUACAGCAUUUAUUCAAAAAUAUUUCUGUUGUAUACUGUUUUAUUGUACACCGGCGUUGAAAUUUACGAAAUUUAUGCGCAAUUGGGUGAACUCAACGCAAUGCUUGGCGUGCUCAACUAUUUAAUUACGCAUUUAAUGGGAGCCGUUAAAACGGGACUUUUGUAUUGGAACCGCAAAAAAAUCGGUGAAAUGAUGAUGUCUCUUCAUCAACCACCAUUCAAACCAGACGAAACACGCGGUGGAAAAGAAGAAGAACGUUUAAUUCGCGAUGCAAUUAAAAAGACCGAAAUUAUAUUGAUUGUUUAUUUUCUGGUCGUCUCUGGCACCAUAUUCUCAGGUGUGUACAAUGCGUGUAUCAUUCGCAUACGGAAACCUAAAGAGCAGUGGACAUUUCCAUAUGCGCCAACGAUGUCUCUGGGUGAUUGGCUUCAAAACUCACCUUAUUUUGAACUGGGUAUUUUAUAUCAAUUUUGGGGAGUGUUGAGUUUUGCUGGCGUGAUUGCAACCACUUAUGUUUUACUUUCAUCUAUUAUGGCGCACAUUAGUGUUCAGAUGAAGAUUUUAGGAAACUCAUUUCGCAAUUUAAAAAGUCGAGCAGAAAUAAUGGCGGGUUCGCAGAAGGAUGACGCAUGCAUAGUAAACAAACAUAUGGAAACUCUAAUGCGAGAAGCUGUUAAACAUCAUAUUAAAUCAUUAGAUAUGGCUAAAGAGAUGGAAAGCUUAUGUAGUUUGAUGAUUUUAUCAAUUUUCGUUGCAAGCGUAAUUUUACUUUGUUUUCUUCUGUAUUUUGCGUCUUUGUAUCCUCUUGCAAGCGUUGAAUUUUUUCAAAAUUUCUGUUACUGGUGGAUUAUUGUAUGUCAAGUUGGAAUGUAUUGUUUCUGGGGCAACGAGGUAAGUUUGGAAAGCGAUGAAGUCGCAAAAGCGGCAGCAGAAUUAGAUUGGCCUGGAUCAACCAAAAAAGUUACUAAUGCUGUGGUCAUGGUCAUACGACGCGCCCAAAGACCACUUUAUAUAACCGCUGGAAAAUUCGUUCCCUUGAGUAUGGAAGUGUUUAUGAGUAUUAUCAAAGGAUCUUUUUCGUAUUUUAUGGUUUUACGACAAACUCAAGGUCCUGAUGCUUAAUUACUUAUUAAUUUUGCAAUGUUUAGCUAGUUACAAAGUUUAAAAUUUCUCGAUAUAGUAUAUUUGGAAUCCUAUAGCUGGCUCAUCAUUUAUUUACUCAUCGGCAGCGAGCAACAAUCAUUUGCAGAAGUGCCUUCAAUACACACGAUGCAAUAAUAAUCUUUGUGCAAUAUAUAACUGCUGUUGUAACUGCAAUGAGUCUAACAUCGGCUCAAUUCAUAAGAUGAAUUAAAGAACGAAAAUAUAAAUCAACUGAAAACCUGCACCUGGUCAAUGUAGCACUAACCCUGAAUUAGAUGUUUCUUAAAGAAUAAUAUAAUCGAAAUUGAUAGUUUAAAAAACUAGAAAAUAAAGUACAAUUAGAAACUUG
This is a messenger RNA of Dalotia coriaria, 1667 nucleotides long. RefSeq names its product odorant receptor 4-like. The record is from RefSeq and is a predicted model, not a curated record. Gene Ontology annotation, molecular function: olfactory receptor activity; odorant binding. Gene Ontology annotation, biological process: detection of chemical stimulus involved in sensory perception of smell; sensory perception of smell. Gene Ontology annotation, cellular component: plasma membrane. NCBI's taxonomy places the organism in Eukaryota, Metazoa, Arthropoda, Insecta, Coleoptera, Staphylinidae. The coding region runs from base 59 to 1297 and encodes 412 amino acids. The transcript is spliced from 6 exons.